This is a messenger RNA of Culex pipiens pallens (northern house mosquito), 5337 nucleotides long. RefSeq lists its product as uncharacterized. The record is from RefSeq and is a predicted model, not a curated record. Lineage: Eukaryota; Metazoa; Arthropoda; Insecta; Diptera; Culicidae. Bases 1 to 5337 code for a protein of 1778 amino acids. The transcript is spliced from 4 exons.
AUGUUCGAGUACGAGGAUCCGGACUAUCGGAAGGAUCGCUGUCGAUGGGUUCCAGACCUGUCGACGGAGAUCAUCGCAGCGAUCCCACCGUACUACUACGACCUCAUCAUGCGCGCGGGAUCGUCGGGAGCAGCGAAGAGCGAUCGUCCACCGGCCAUCGGAACGGCCCCGUGGCAACUUCAGGCGCUACCAAUCGUCGGUGUGGUCAACUGCUGGUGCGGUCAACUACCGGCGCGAACAACUCGAGCGAGAACGACUGCUGAGUUUCGAUUUGGACAAUUACCGGUGCGGGAAUCCGCCGGUGCUGACGAAAUCAACUGUGGCAAGCAUCAACUAAUCAGCAUCGUCAACGCGUUCGUGUGCUGCUGGUGUAGCUUUGGACGCCGGCAAGGAACGGCGGUACUGAACGCCGGCCUGGAUCGCCAGUACGGAUCGCUGGAGCGGAACGGCGACGCUGGUCCGCUGGCUUGGGACGCUAGCGCCGAACGCUGGUACGGGACGACAACUCGGUGGACGCCGACCGAUCGGUGUUGGCAGGCUGGACGAAGCCAGCCACGUGUACAACCGUGUGGACCUGCAGCCGUCGACCAGGGCAUCGCACUCAAACCUGUUUGCAUAGGUAACACACUAACGUACGGUCACUACAACUGCAUCUCAUUUUCCCGGUCAAUCACGCUCAACGUCAUGCCGCGACUUCCGAAAUCAACGGUGGCGACUGCCACGACCUCGCUGAAAGUGCUUCUGGCGAAGCUCAAAAGCCAUCAAACUUCGUUUAACAUCAUUUGCCAGUUCAAAGACGAUUACCCGGAAGAUGCGACCGCCAACCAAAUCAAUGUUCGUCUCGAGCGUCUGGAUGAACUGUGGGAAUUGAUGAGCGAGGUCACAAGUGACAUCAUGGCGCACGACGAUUUUGAGGGCACCACUGCAACAUUUGACAAGGAACGAUCAAGUUGGGAAAAUCUGUACUACGAGGUCAAAUCUUUUCUGCUGGACAAGUUGAAGGAUUUCACGCAACCCAACCUCAAUCAAUCAACCCUUCCAGCUGAUCAAUCAACGUCGUCAGGCUCUAUGGAUCAUGUUCGUCUUCCGCCGAUUACUCUCCAAAAGUUCGAUGGAAACAUCGACGAAUGGUUGAGUUUUAGGGAUCUUUACACCUCACUAAUCCAUUGGAAGACCGAUUUGCCGGAUGUCGAGAAAUUUCAUUAUUUGCGCAGUAGUCUGAUAGGCGAAGCUUUGUCACACAUCGCGAACAUAAAGAUCUCUAAGGCCAAUUACGCACUAGCUUGGGAAACCCUGACUAAGGAGUACAACAACCACAAACUGCUGAAGAAGAAACAGGCGCAGUCCUUCUUCGAGCUUCCUGUUCUGGUGAAGGAGUCCGCAAAGGAUCUGCAUAAGCUGGUGGAAUCGUUCAAUAUGAUCGUUCAGUCCCUGGACCAGGUGGUUCAACCCAACGAUUACAAGGAUCUACUUUUGGUGGAACUUCUGAGCUCAAGGUUGGACCCUGCUACGCGGCGUGGAUGGGAGGAGUUUACAUCUACGAAGGAAACGGACUCUUUGAAAAAUCUGACGGAUUUUCUCACGCGUCGAGUACGGAUUCUCGAAGCGUUACCCGUGAAGACGUCGGAGUACAAACAGGACUCUAACGCAGCCGCGAAGAAGAAACCGUUUCAGGUUCGGGUGAGCCACAACGCUGUCCAGAAGCCGAUCUCAAAAUGCCCAGCGUGUCCCGAAUCGCACGGACUCUACAUCUGUCCGACUUUCCAAAAAAUGUCGGUCGCGAGUAGGGAAUCGUUCAUCCGUAACAACAACCUCUGCCGCAACUGUCUGAGGUCAGGUCAUCAAGCCAAGAAGUGCACAUCUCGCUUCUCGUGCAGGAACUGCAAGGCCAGACAUCAUACGAUGGUAUGUUUCCAACCGGAAGGAGGAGGAAAUGCGCGUAGUAACCCGACCGAGAUGGUGCCGACUACGAGCAACAACAAUCAACGCCAAUCAACGCCAGGUGAAACCGCAAGCACAGCCGCUGGUGAGCAGGUGUCCUCCCACGUGGCUAAUCGUCGAACGUCGAAAAUACUAUUGGCAACCGCUGUGGUACUGAUCGAGAACGAGCAUGGUCUUCGCGUACCGGCACGUGCGCUGCUCGACUCCGGAUCUGAAUGCAACUUCAUAUCGGAGAAACUUUGUCAACAACUGAGGAUACAACGGGAAAAGGUCGACGUUUCGAUCACUGGCAUCGGAAAUGCCACCACCAAGGCUAAACACAGGGUUCAAGCCACCAUCAAGUCACGGUUUUCGAUCUUCUCACGGGACCUUCACUUUAUCGUGCUUCCAAAGGUCACAGUUGAUCUCCCAAUGACUCAAGUGGACAUCACGGAAUGGGAAAUUCCAGACGGCAUCGAUCUGGCCGAUCCGUCAUUCUUCAAACCAGGGAGUGUCGAUCUGGUGAUUGGCAUUCAGGCAUUCUUCAGCUUCUUCAAGACUGGGAAAGAGCUGUCGCUCGGCAACGGAUUGCCAAGUCUAACUGAAUCGGUUUUCGGUUGGAUCAUUUCCGGCGAGGUGGUAGAGACUUCACAACCAACCACGAUCACCUGCAACAUGGCGCUCACUGAUCGGUUGGACGAGUUGCUGGAGAGGUUUUGGGCCUGCGAGGAAGUAGGUGACUCCAACAACUACUCGGUGGAUGAAACUCGCUGCGAGGAGCAGUAUCAGCGCACGGUGAAACGGGCACCGGAUGGGCGCUACACGGUCACUCUACCAAAACACGAAGGAGGUUUGGAACAGCUAGGCGACUCGGAGGAGAUCGCAACCAAACGGCUGUACGGAUUGGAAAGGAGACUGGAAAGGGACUUGGAAUUGCGUAAACAGUACAACGACUUCAUGACGGAGUACAUAACUCUAGGGCACAUGGAGAAGGUGGAUGACGAUUCACGGGCGAACGUCAAGCGGUGCUUCCUUCCGCAUCACCCUGUUCUACGCGAGUCAAGCACUACAACAAAGUGUAGGGUGGUGUUUGAUGCCUCAUGCAAAACUUCCACGGGCGUCUCCUUAAACGACACACUGUUGGUAGGGCCAAUAGUGCAACAAGACCUGCGUACGAUCAUGCUACGAGCUCGCGUUCGCCAGGUGAUGCUGGUCGCCGAUGUCGAGAAAAUGUUUCGACAGAUCGACAUGGACCCAGAGGACCGACCACUUCAAAGCAUCAAAUGGAGGUUUGGACCGGACGAGGAGGUGGCCUCGUACGAGCUAUCCACGGUGACCUACGGCACCAAGCCUGCACCGUUCUUAGCAACACGCACACUCAAGCAGCUCGCGACUGACGAACGGGAACGGUUCCCGUUGGCGGCGGAAUCUGUCGACGAUGACAUUUACAUGGAUGAUGUUAUUUGUGGAGCUGCUGAUCUGGACACCGCAAUCAACCUGCGCCAACAGUACGAUGGAAUGAUGGCCAGCGGUGGGUUGAGAUUGCGGAAAUGGGCGUCGAACUGGGAAGACGCACUCAAGGGAGUUCCGAACGAGAAUUUGGCUUUCGCUGACGAGGUCAGCUGGGAUCAGGACGCAAGCGUUAAGACACUGGGUCUGACGUGGCUACCAAGAACUGAUCAAUUCAGGUUCAACUUCCAAAUUCCUGAAAUCAAAUCCAAUCAACCUUUGACGAAACGGAUCGUCACGUCAAUUGUCGCACGACUUUUCGACCCACUCGGCCUGAUAGGAGCUUGCGUCGUUGGGGCGAAAAUCUACCUCCAGGAGUUGUGGGAUCUGAUCGACAAGGAAACUGGGAAACCGAUCGACUGGGACACGGAGUUACCAGCGACGGUGGGUGAGAAAAUUCGACGUUUUUUGCUAAAAAUUCCUCACUUGAACGAGCUUCGAAUUCCGCGCUGUGUGCUGGCACGAGGAGCCACAAAGUUCGAGCUGCACUGUUUCACGGACGCGUCUGAAAAGGCGUACGGAGCGUGCAUUUACCUUCGCAGCAUGGACGCUGAAGGCAACAUUUCGGUUCACCUGUUGACGUCGAAAUCGAAGGUCGCACCCCGCAAACUCCAAACUCUGCCCCGCCUUGAGCUCUGUGGUGCGUAUCUGGGAGCACUACUUGUGGAAAAGGUUCUGCAAGCUCUGAAGGUCUCGGUGAACGUGUACUACUGGACGGAUUCAACCUGCGUUUUGAUGUGGCUGAGGGCUGUACCAAGCACCUGGGUCACGUACGUGGCCAAUCGCGUCGCCAAGAUUCAGGCGUUGACGGCAGGUCACACUUGGCACCACGUACCAGGAACGAUCAACCCAGCUGAUCUGAUCUCACGUGGAAUCCCGCCUGACAUGAUCGGAAGUAACGUGAUCUGGUGGGAGGGACCGAUUUUCUUGAAAUUGGAGAAAGACCAAUGGCCAUCGCAACCAACCGUGUCCCCGGAUGAGGCACCGGAGAGGAGAAAGACGGCGUGCACAGCAACUCAAGAACAAACACCGUUCAGCGUUGACUUCGUUUCAAGGUAUUCGUCGUACAUGAAGCUCGUCAGGUCAACGGCGUACUGGUUACGGCUGAAAGCUAUGCUGCGUCACCAAACAUCACCUAAACAACAUAAAUUCCUCUCUGCGACGGAGUUCAAGCGUGCUGAACUGGCCAUCGUUGGAAUGGUCCAACGGGAGGUGUUCGCGGACGAACUGAAGGCUUUGUCGGAAGGGAAGUCGGUUGCACGAAGCUCUCCACUGCGCUGGUUCACCCCUGCUGUUGACGAAAACGGUAUUCUACGCGUGGGUGGAAGGUUAUCGCACUCGCAGGAGACACACGACACCAAGCAUCCCAUGGUUUUGCCAGCUAAGCAUCCGCUGACUCAGCUGAUCUUCGAGGACUACCACGAACAACUGCUGCAUGCUGGACCACAACAACUUCUCGCAGCAGUUCGGCAGCGUUUCUGGCCACUAGGAGAUGACCCUACAGACCUAGAACCCCUGACACCGGCCCAUUUCUUGACUGGAGGACCAAUCCAUGCGCUGCCGGAACCGGACUACAGCAACGAGAAGCUGAACCGCUUGAGUCGUUGGCAGCUGGUACAACGACAGCUUCAGGACUUCUGGACACGCUGGAGGAAGGAGUACCUGACUCAGCUGCAAGCCAAGCCAAAGAAUUGGAAAUCGCCGGUCAAGGUGGACGUUGGCAUGCUGGUAAUCAUCGUGGACGAGAAUCAACCUCCGAUGCGUUGGAAACUUGGACGGAUCGAAGAACUACACCCUGGAGAAGACGGAGUUGUUCGAGUGGUGACCGUUAGGACAGCUACUCGGAGCUACAAGCGGCCAGUCGUCAAGCUUUGCAUUCUACCAACACCUGAUUCCGAGUCUUCAUGA